ACGCGACAGGGGGCGGGGGCGAAACGCUGGAGCGAACCUUGCCGCUGACUACGAAUCCUCACAAGUGCGAGAGUCGCGCGCGCUCCCCCCCCCCCCGCCACAGGGAGUACGCGCGCCCGCGACUGAGGAGCGAGAUGGAAUGUGGCGCGAGGCGUUGGAGUCUCCCCUUGAUGUUGUCUUCACUCUCGCCUCUCCGUGCACAGUUCGAAGUUCUCUUCUUUCGCCCUCUGUGCUAAAAUAUAUACUUAUAUAUAUUCCCGAGCAGAAUAUUUACGUCUCUUCCUUGAGCGUUGCAAAUCGUGUUGGAAGUAGGUGAGAUGAAUGGCGUCUUAUGAAUCUUUAAAGAAACAGUUGUGUUCUCAUUGGAGAAGAGGCAAAAUGUUACAUCAUUAAACAGUAUUGUAGCAGCAUGUACGCUAUCUGAUUUCCCUGAAGCUGCACCUGUGGGUUGGAGAACCUUAACAGACAUGAGAUAGCCCCUAGCAAGGCAAAUAGUGACACUCUGGAGGAACUGAUGAUGUCUUUAAUUGAUGUACAAAGAGAAGUUGUGCAGCAUUUUGCAUCAGCACUGGAUAUUUGACUCUUCAAAAAAAGAUAAUUUUCCAGCAGUUAGAAUAAUCUUCUAAUCUACCUUCAAUAUUAGAGUGGUAUGCAAUGCUAAGCAUGUAUACUCACAAGCAAAACUAAUUGUAUUCUGUGGAACUUACUCAGUCCCAGACUGAAAAUCAUGCCUUUGGUCAAAAGGAACAUUGAACCUCGGCACCUUUGCCGAGGAGCUCUCCCAGAUGGAAUUACUAGUGAAUUAGAAUGUGUAACCAAUAGCACUCUUGCUGCUAUUAUACGGCAACUAAGCAGCCUAAGCAAGCAUGCUGAAGACAUAUUUGGUGAGCUGUUUAAUGAGGCCAACAACUUCUAUAUUAGAGCAAACUCCCUUCAAGACAGAAUUGAUCGCCUUGCUGUUAAAGUAACCCAGCUGGAUUCAACUGUUGAAGAAGUUUCAUUACAGGAUAUCAACAUGAAGAAAGCUUUCAAAAGUUCUACAAUACAGGACCAGCAAGUGGUUUCAAAGAACAGUAUUCCCAACCCUGUGGCUGAUAUUUAUAAUCUGAGUGACAAACCACCACCUCUGAAUAUUCUGACAGCAUAUAGAGAUGAUAACAAAGAUGGAUUAAAAUUCUAUACUGAUCCUUCUUAUUUCUUUGACCUCUGGAAAGAAAAAAUGUUACAAGACACAGAAGACAAACGGAAAGAGAAAAGGCGACAAAAGGAACAAAAACGUAUAGACGGCACUGCCCGUGAGGUGAAAAAAGUUAGAAAAGCAAGGAACAGGCGCCAAGAGUGGAAUAUGAUGGCCUAUGACAAAGAGCUUAGACCAGACAACAGGUUGUCUCAAAAUGUGUACCAUGGAGCAUCAUCCGAGGGAUCUCUGUCCCCUGAUACUAGAUCCCACGCCUCAGAUGUUACCAGCUACUCGUAUCCUGCUACUCCAAAUCAUUCCCUCUAUCAGCAGCCAAUGAUGCCUUCGUAUGGAGCAGGAGAUGGGUCUCAAUAUAUGCUUGCAAACCAGGGCCUUGAACAUGAAUAUAGGCCACCUUCCACCACAAUGCGACAUGCUACUUUAAACAGACCUCAGCAACCACCUCCACCCCCACCUCAGGCCCUAGAUGGACAACAUGGCACUGUGCCACUUGCACCAGCAGAUUAUGGGAUGCUUGCAGCUCAGAUGGUGGAUUAUUACAAUCCUUCAGGACCCCUGCCGCCUCCCCCUCCACCCAUGAUUCCUUCUGCACAGACUGCUUUUGUUAGUCCUCUCCAAAUCCCUGUGCUACCUUCCCAUCCUGGACUUGUGACUGGAUCUGUGUAUUCUGCUGCUCUUCAUCCUCCUUCUACUGGGCUUGUUGUUACAGCUCCCCCUCCUCCAGGCCCGCCUCCUCCCCCUCCAGGCCCUCCUGCUGCAGGAUCCUCUGUCUCGUCCUCUCCGAUGCAUGCUCCUGCAGUGGCUGAGGCAAAGCGACUUGAGUCCUCCCAGUCCCCAGUAAGCGAUGCUCGAAGUGAUCUACUUGCUGCUAUUCGGAUGGGAAUCCAGCUGAAAAAAGUGCAAGAACAGCGUGAACAGGAAGCUAAGCGUGAGCCAGUUGGAAAUGAUGUGGCCACGAUUCUUUCCCGGCGCAUUGCUGUGGAGUACAGUGAUUCAGAUGAUGAUUCAGAAUGUGAUGAAAAUGACUGGUCAGACUGAGACUGGAGAACCAAAGUAUUUGGUGGAUUUUGCUAGGAACUGUCCAGGUGGACAUGGAUGUAUGUUGGAAUAAGUAACCUAAAUUACUAUAGUCUAGUACUUUUCACUGAAAUAUUGUUUAUGAAGAGCCCCAAAUCUGCUUUGUUUUUUAUAUCGACUUCAUAAUACUCAAGUGCCACUGAAUGUAGAAAUCAUGUUGUGUCCAAAGGGAAAACAGCAUUUUUUCUUGAAUUUAUAUACUGCUUAGUUUGCUUUAAUGUUUUCAUUAUCCUUUGGUACUUUUGAAACUGGUAAAGUUGUUUAGAUCUUGCUGGAGGUUAGUUGUACCGCUUGGCAGGCCAAUAUACUCAGGUUGCAUAGUGUCAUUAUUUUGUAUUUUCAGUUUAAGUUUGCUAACUUCCUUAAAAUGACAGCAAUUAAAUGUUUCUUUGGCUUUUCUAAAGUCCUAUUUUGACUUGUAUGUUCAUGAAUAUUUACCAUCUUAACUACACUUUAAAAUAUUCAGGCGUUUGGAGGAAUUGAGUUAGAAAUUCAGAUUGUAGUCAGUGGCGUCUGUAAAGGACUUCAGUAAUGUUAGUUUAACUAUUGGAAUUCUGAUCUGAUCUGUCAGCUAUCUUUAUUUGUUCAGAAUAUUUUGAUUUAUUAAUACAAAGCAUCUAAAUUACUUCAGGCACACUGAAUGGAUGUUAAAACUGAACUCAUUUUUCUUAGGAGUAACUGAAAUGGAUGUGUGUGGAUAGUUUCCUUAUCCCUAUUCAGUAGAAAACAGGAACACUUUUUUAGGUGCUACAACCAAAUGCAUCCUCUAAAUUUUAGUGCUAUAGGAUUCAAAUCAUAACUAAUAUAGGUACUUCUCAUGUACAUUUAUAAUAUUGGGUGUGUAAUAUAUAAGUAAACAUAUAAUUCCAUUUUCAGCUUAAAGGUGCAUUUGUAUCAUUUAUAUUCGAAUGUGCCCCUUUUAAGAAGUGUCUUACAACCCUCAUUUUGUGUAAGUUUAUACAUCAAGAAUUUUUAUAUAGUUUUCUUUCCAUUGUUCACUCACUACUUGCAAUUGAGUAUAAUAUUGAUUUCUCCCCUGUCUCUUGGCUACAGUACUGGAGGCUGUAAUCUGGUUAUGUUGCAUAGGAUAGGAAGAUUGGGGAAAAAUCCAUUGAAAGCUACUGGUAUACAAUACUCAUGUUAUACAGAGUCAUGUAUAUACUGAAUUAGAUUUGUACAUGGGGUGAUAAAUUACUUUUAAAACUA
Messenger RNA from Sphaerodactylus townsendi, 3481 nucleotides. It is a transcript of the gene WASF3, whose product is annotated as WASP family member 3. Gene Ontology annotation, molecular function: actin binding; protein kinase A regulatory subunit binding; Arp2/3 complex binding. NCBI's taxonomy places the organism in Eukaryota, Metazoa, Chordata, Lepidosauria, Squamata, Sphaerodactylidae. Gene Ontology annotation, biological process: positive regulation of Arp2/3 complex-mediated actin nucleation; actin cytoskeleton organization. The record is from RefSeq and is a predicted model, not a curated record. Gene Ontology annotation, cellular component: cytoskeleton. Bases 728 to 2236 code for a protein of 502 amino acids. The transcript has 13 exons.